AUGGGUAUUAUAAAACUGAUGGAAUUUAGAUUUAAAUCUAAAGUUAUUGGGAUUUGUCUUGUUAUUAUAGCUUUAAUUGAGCAAUCUAAUGGGAUAGUGAGCAAACUACCUUUUGGACCAUUUAAUAUGACAACUAAUAAAUCAAAUAUUAAUGGGGUUUCUUCAAAUAAUUCAAAUUAUAUAUUGCAAAGUAAUGCCAUACCACAGUAUCUCGAUAAUUCUGAUUUAUCAGAUAGCAGUAACAUAAAGGCUACUAAAGAUUUCAACUUUAAAGAAGAUGGUUUGCCACCUGAAUCAGAAAUAGUGAAACCAGAAUCUCCAGAUAAUCAAGAUACCUCUGUUUUAUAUGAUAUUGGUGAAUCAGAAACUCAUGGUGUUAUGCAGAGUAUUGAUUUUGAUUUAACUACAGGACAACACAAAGGAUUGAAUGAUGAACUUAUUAAAAUAUAUAAACAAGAUUCUAAGUUAACUGAAGGUGAGGAGCUCAAUUAUUCAUUAAAAGAUAAAUUAAAACCUAUAAACUUUGAGGAUAAUUUAGAAGAAGCAAAUUCUCCUGAAAGUGAAAGAAAGGAUGUGGAUACACAGGUAGUUAUACAGAAAAUGGUUGAUAAAGUAAAAGAUAAUAAAGACUCUGAAUUUAUUAGAUCGGACUUGAAGACAGAGAAACAUGAAUUAAAUAUUCCUGAUAACUCAUUUACUUUUGAGGAGAACACGUUAAGUGAUAAUUCAGGAAUACCAGAGUUGAAAAAGCCUGAAAAACCACAAGAAGAUGAUAUGGGGAAUUUAGAAAACAUUGAAUUAGAAAAAAUGAAAGAUACAGAACUACCUGAGAACAAUAUACAGAAUGAAAAUGUUCAGAAAAUAGAAGAUAUUGAGGAUUUUGAAGAUAUUCAAAAAGUAGAUAAUAUUGAGAACUCAAAAAAUCAGCAGCAGGGAAUUACUCAGUAUUCAGCUAAUAAUAAAAUAAAUUUAAUUGGAUUGGAUAACAAUUCGGAAUUUCUUACUGAUGAGACUGAGAGUUUGGUUAAUGGAAAUAAUCCAAAUAUAAGGGAAUUAUCUGUGAUAGAUAAUAAUGAGUCUACUACAGUGAUGGAUAAUAAGGAAACAGAAGACUUAGUAAUUUCCAGCAAUGGAAUUCCUUCUGGUCCUACUGUAGAAUUAGAUGUUAGUAAAGAAUAUAAGAAUAUUAAUAUAACUAAUCCUAUAAAGGAGUCUUCAUUAAUUAUUGAUCAUUCACUACUUCCUAUAAGAAAACCAGUGUCUAGAUUUAAUAGAGAUGGUAUCAUUAUUGAAGCUAUAAAAGAGAAUAUUUCAUCUAAAGGUUUCCACUCUAGAAAAAGAUCCCCAAGUUUAAAAUCAUCUUUUAAAGCAACAAGGACUUUGCAAAAAUUUUUGCUUAAUACAAAAUCUCAACUUUUAAAGCAACGUGUACUUUUAAGUUUGUUAAGAGGAAUGAGAUUAGAUGACUUAAAUCUUUUAUUAUUUAUUACAAAGGAACUUUUAGAGGAAAAGAAGGAAGAAGAAAAGAUAAUGAAAGCUAUGGCUAGUAGUCAAGUCCCUGAUAAGCCUCUUCUGGGUAAGUUAUGGAUUGAUAAACAGAAACGAAUACGUUCAAGGAGACCGUCUACUUUCUCUGAAAGCAACUAG
Cryptosporidium muris RN66 is the source of this 1647-nucleotide messenger RNA. RefSeq lists its product as uncharacterized. Bases 1 to 1647 code for a protein of 548 amino acids. The transcript has a single exon. The record is from RefSeq and is a predicted model, not a curated record. Lineage: Eukaryota; Apicomplexa; Conoidasida; Eucoccidiorida; Cryptosporidiidae.